GCCUUGUACUCCGAACGAGCACUUCGUUUGUCCCGUCGACGCGGGUCGGGCACUCGCGCGCUGUAUUGCAGUGCACGCGGCCCUAGGUUCUUGUAUUUCCCGCUGAGCCUUUUCUGCAUCUUUACUUAUUCGUUGCUUGCGUUUAUGGUUUAACGCUGAACGUUGACUUGUCCUGAUCUUCCCAGGUUUUGGAUGUGGCCUUUCUUCUGUGAUUUGACAGGGGGCCCUUGUACUAUGCACAGCGCGUGGUGUGGCGGAGUGGGUGGUAGGGUGAUUUAAGAGUGGGGGUGGGAUGGGAAGGUGAAAGGGAGAUUACUAUCCAUCCCACUUGAGGCGGGCGCGUGUUUUCUGCACUUCAUCUCCCUCCCCAACCUCCAUCUCCUCCUCCGUCUCCUCCUCCGCCCCGUUCUGCUUAUCGCGCCUCGAGAAAGCUCUCUUCUAUCUCUAUUCAAAUCGUUCUUUUUUUCUGUCUGGGAAUAGCACGCUACAAUCGCCAACAGACUCUCAUCUCUAAUCUCGUGCAAGACACGCUCUGGUACAGCAUCGUCAACUCGCAGUUGCAUCUAACAGCAGUUACGACAAACAACAUCCCCACGAGACAUGCACGCUGAAAUUCCGGUAAUUUCGAUCCUCGCUGCGCUCUGCUGCCUCGCGCCGGCGUGGUGGUACGCACGGGGCGCCAACGGCGGGUGCGUCGCGCUGUGUGCGUGGCUUUUUGCGGGCAACGUCGUGUAUGCGGUGAAUGCAGUUGUGUGGGGUGGGGACGAUGGUGUGAGGGCGUCGGGGUGGUGUGAUCUCAGCACGUCGAUUAUGACGGGUUCGAGGAUCGCGAUUCCGGCUGCGUGUUUGGUGGUGGGCUCGCAUCUCCUGAAGCUGGCGUCUGCGCGCAAGGGCGCACAGCCCGAUUUGGGGAGGUUUAAGGUGUUCUUUGAGGUGGUGAUGUGUGUGGUUCUACCGGUGAUUUAUAUUGUCAUGCACCUCGCUGUGCAGCCUCUGCGCUUCGUUAUCUACGAGGGCUAUGGGUGCCGCCCGAUUACCUCUUCGUCUGUGCCGAGCAUCUUCCUUGCGUGGACGCCGGUUAUCAUCAUGUCUAUAACCGCUGUUGUGUAUGCAGUCCUUGCGGUCCGUAGGUUCUUCGACAACGCCCACCGCCUCUCGCCCGAGUUCUCUGCGGGCCCCCUCAUUCUUUCGCCCAUCGUCCGCCUCGCGGGCCUGUCCAUCGUUCUUGUUCUCUUCAGCUUCAUCCAACUCGCAGACGACAUGCGCCUCGCCGUCGCACCGGGGCUGGCCCCCGAGUUCGAAGGCUUAAAUGCGGUGUCUGGGCUCUCGGUUAUCGCACAGGUGUCCUCGAUCUCGAGCUCGCUCAACAGCGAUUUGCUCCUGAGCUGGGUCAUCACGCCGCUCCAGAGCUUUAUCGUUGCGGUGUUCUUCGUCCUGCAGUUCGACUUCAAGGAAGUAGGGAGGAAGGUGUGGGCCGGCGUCAAGUUCCCCGAGGUCCCCAUGAAGUUCAAGGGCGAUGAUCUGCGCCCAGACGCGAGACGUGCGUCGCUCCGGCCUCCCGCCGAGAUUGCCAUCUCCAUCUCCGACUUUUCGCACUUUGACGCAACAGCGACGAAGUCAUCCUCCGCGUCGACCGUCGUCGAUAUCGCGCCCCCCGCUUCUCCGCCGAAGCUCAAGCUCAAGACCGUGGAUUCGAACGAUUUUCCCCUACCGCCCGUGACGACACCGUACACGUACCCGCGCCCGCCCAACCCCACGACGUUCAUGCGCCCGCAACUCAAGGCGAAGCAGUACUCCCCCGGCUCGCCGCCCUAUCCGCGCUCGCCGCAGCUCACGAACCCGAAUGCGCUGAAGCCGAAGCAGCAGCAGCAGCAGCAGCCUCUCCCCAAUGGAACGCUCAAGCCCGGAUUCAGCUCGCGCACGCGGGGCGGCAGCCGUCCGCCGUCGCUUGAUCUGUCGCGCGGGGAGUCUGCGGUCGCGGCGCAGGGGCAGAACAGUUUUGUCUCAAUCUCGCCCUCGCCGUCGGUGGUGUCGGGGUACUCGAUGACUGUCGCGUCGUCGCACAACUCGCUUGAGGCGGACUUUGAUCCGAGGCGGAUCAUUGUGUCGCCUGGGUACGGUGGGCCCACGCCUACGACGGCGAGCGCGUCGGCGUCUGCUGCGCCGAGACGGGAUACGUUCGGGCGGAAUGGGCGUAAGAGUGGGUCUGAGCAUGGGCAUGAUAUGGUUUAGCGCUGCAAACAUUGGACAGUGUCUGCGGAGGAUGCUCAUCUAUAACGCCUACCUUCUCUCUUUCUGAUUUUACGUCGAUACCACCGUUUUCGUAGAUCCUCACUCAUCACGAUGCGUCUCUCUUUACCUAGUAUGUAGCUUAUUAAUCGUGUGUCUUGUAGCAUUAGAGUCUACGCUUUGUAGCAUAUAUCCACUUUCUGUCGUUCCUUUCUGUGUUUGGUCGCAAUAAAC
Molecule: messenger RNA, 2463 nt
Organism: Coniophora puteana RWD-64-598 SS2
Lineage: Eukaryota; Fungi; Basidiomycota; Agaricomycetes; Boletales; Coniophoraceae
Product: STE3-domain-containing protein
Exons: 4
Coding region: 601-2232 (543 amino acids)
Biological process (GO): G protein-coupled receptor signaling pathway
Cellular component (GO): membrane
Molecular function (GO): mating-type factor pheromone receptor activity
Source: RefSeq, a predicted model, not a curated record